Molecule: messenger RNA, 626 nt
Organism: Nematolebias whitei (Rio pearlfish)
Lineage: Eukaryota; Metazoa; Chordata; Actinopteri; Cyprinodontiformes; Rivulidae
Gene: fabp3
Product: fatty acid binding protein 3, muscle and heart
Exons: 4
Coding region: 130-531 (133 amino acids)
Biological process (GO): fatty acid transport
Cellular component (GO): cytosol; nucleus
Molecular function (GO): fatty acid binding
Source: RefSeq, a predicted model, not a curated record
AUUGCAGAAAGGCCUGUGGUGCUGACUAAACUCUGCCUGUCUGCCUCCUCCUCUCUCAUUCUGACGCUCUGCUUUGCUGCUGCUCACACACUCAGGCUCCUGCACUCAUUUCUCCGCACUGCUGCAAACAUGGUCGAGGCCUUUGUUGGCACAUGGAACCUGAAGGACAGCGAGAAGUUUGAUGAGUACAUGAAAGAGCUGGGUGUGGGCUUUGCCACACGUAAAGUAGGAAACUUGACCAAGCCCACCACCAUUAUAUCCGUGGACGGCGAUAAGGUGUGCUUGAAGACCCAGAGCGCAAUUAAGAACACAGAGGUGAACUUCAAACUGGGAGAGGAUUUUGAUGAGACCACCGCAGACGACAGGAAGGUUAAGUCCUUAGUGACAAUAGAAGAUGGGAAGAUGGUCCACACACAGAAAUGGGACGGCAAGGAGACCACAUUGGUCAGGGAAGUUGAUGGAAACAAGCUCACACUGAAACUGACCAUCGGAGAAAUUGUUUGUACACGUCACUACGAGAAGGCAGAAUAAGAACCAACGUCACAUCAACUAAAGCCCCAAAACCCAUUAAAACCCCUUAAACACAAGACGGAAAACUCUUUAUAAGGCUGCUAAAUACUCUCAGU